AUGGCGCCCUCACUCGAAGAGCCCACCCAAGUCGAUCUCGACGCCCCCCUUAAAAAUGCACCAAAACUAGUCGCGCCAGAACCAGAACACUGCCCCGGCCCCGAAUCCACACAAGCAGGCGUAGCCGAUUCAUGCGCCGGGUGCCCCAACCAGAAAAUCUGCGCCUCAGCGCCCAAAGGACCAGACCCAGACAUCCCCCUCAUAACCGCGCGCCUCUCGACCGUCCGUCACAAAAUCCUCGUUCUCUCGGGGAAGGGCGGAGUCGGCAAAUCAACCUUCAGCACACUUCUCUCGUACGCGUUUGCUUCGAACCCCGCGCUUACCGUCGGAUUGAUGGAUACGGAUAUCUGCGGCCCCAGCAUCCCAAAGAUGUUGGGCGUCGAGGACGAAACGAUACAUGUGAGCGGGGAAGGGUGGGAGCCUGUGUGGGUGCUGGAUAAUCUGGGCGUGAUGAGCGUGCAAUUUAUGCUUCCGAAUCGCGACGAUGCUGUGAUUUGGCGGGGCGCGAAAAAGAACGGGCUCAUCAAGAAGUUUCUGAGUGAGGUUCGUUGGGGGGAUACGGAUGUGUUGGUUGUGGAUACGCCACCUGGAACGUCAGACGAGCAUCUCUCUGUGAAUUCGUUUCUGAAGACGAGCGGCGUCGAUGGCGCAGUGUUGGUGUGUACGCCGCAGGAGGUCGCGCUACUCGAUGUGAGGAAGGAAAUAGAUUUCUGCAGGAAGGCGGGGAUUCCGGUGCUCGGGCUUGUGGAGAAUAUGAGUGGGUUUGUUUGUCCCGGGUGUAAGCAUGAGAGUCAAAUCUUCCGUGCGAGCACCGGCGGUGGGAGGAAGUUGGCCGAGGAUGAGGGGAUACCGUUUUUGGGUGCUGUGCCGUUAGAUCCUAGGAUUGGGCAGGCGUGCGAUUAUGGAGAGAGCUUUUUGGAUGCGUUUCCCGAGAGUCCGGCUUGCGCGGCCAUCAAGGAGGUUGUGAGGGGUGUGGGGCGCGAGAUGGGGAUCAAGGGCGAUAUUUUGGGCGAGGAGUGA
Periconia digitata is the source of this 1020-nucleotide messenger RNA. NCBI's taxonomy places the organism in Eukaryota, Fungi, Ascomycota, Dothideomycetes, Pleosporales, Periconiaceae. The record is from the annotation of a GenBank genome assembly.